This is a messenger RNA of Vitis vinifera (wine grape), 3127 nucleotides long. Its product is annotated as putative disease resistance protein RGA3. NCBI's taxonomy places the organism in Eukaryota, Viridiplantae, Streptophyta, Magnoliopsida, Vitales, Vitaceae. Gene Ontology annotation, biological process: defense response to other organism. The coding region runs from base 9 to 2795 and encodes 928 amino acids. Gene Ontology annotation, molecular function: protein binding; ADP binding. The record is from RefSeq and is a predicted model, not a curated record. The transcript is spliced from 2 exons.
UGAUAUAGAUGAAGUCAACUAUUGGUGUUGUAUGGCUGCGCCUCUUUACCAGUGAAAUUAGAUUACUAGCUCUCUCACUCGCCUUCAUUCAUCACCCCCUUAUGGCUGACGCUCUCCUUUCUAUCGUCUUGACGCGCUUGGCUUCCGUUGUUGGGCAACAGAUUCGUGAUGAACUUACUCUGGUUCUGGGUGUUGAAGCAGAAAUCCAAAGCCUCACAGAUACGCUCCGAUCCGUCCGAGAUGUUCUUGAGGAUGCAGAGCGCAGACAAGUGAAGGAAAAAUCCGUCCAAGGUUGGUUGGAGAGGCUGAAAGACAUGGCUUACCAAAUGGACGACGUGGUGGAUGAGUGGAGCACUGCUAUUCUCCAAUUACAGAUCAAGGGAGCUGAAAGUGCGUCCAUGUCUAAGAAGGUAAGCUCCUGCAUUCCCUCCCCUUGCUUUUGUCUCAAGCAAGUUGCUUCUCGUCGUGACAUCGCUCUUAAGGUUAAGAGCAUUAAACAACAACUAGAUGUCAUUGCUAGUCAAAGAAGCCAGUUCAAUUUUAUCUCCAGUUUGAGUGAGGAACCGCAGCGAUUUAUAACUACCUCUCAACUUGAUAUUCCGGAGGUAUAUGGUCGGGAUAUGGAUAAAAACACCAUAUUAGGCCAUCUGUUGGGUGAGACUUGUCAAGAGACCAAAUCUGGGCCCUACAUCAUCUCCAUAGUUGGGACUGGAGGCAUGGGCAAAACAACGCUUGCUCAACUAGCCUACAACCACCCGGAGGUGAAGGCCCAUUUUGAUGAAAGAAUUUGGGUCUGUGUCUCCGAUCCCUUUGACCCAAUCAGAAUUUUUAGGGAGAUUGUUGAAAUCCUCCAAGGAGAAUCUCCUAAUCUCCAUAGUUUGGAAGCUUUACAACAAAAAAUUCAAACAUGUAUUGCUGGAAAGAAGUUCCUUAUUGUGCUAGAUGAUGUGUGGACUGAAAACCAUCAAUUGUGGGGACAACUGAAGAGCACUCUCAAUUGCGGAGGUGUAGGGAGUAGAAUUCUGGCGACCACACGUAAGGAGAGUGUUGUUAAGAUGGUGGGAACUACAUACACGCAUUCCUUAGAGGAAUUGUCUCAGGAGCAAGCUCGGGCAUUAUUCCAUCAAAUAGCUUUCUUUGAAAAGAGCAGGGAGAAAGUGGAAGAAUUGAAAGAAAUUGGUGAGAAAAUAGCAGACAAAUGCAAGGGCUUGCCACUCGCUAUAAAAACUUUAGGGAAUCUCAUGCGCUUAAAAAAUAACAAGGAAGAAUGGGAGAAUGUUUUGAAUAGUGAAGUAUGGCAGCUAGAUGAGUUUGAGAGAGAUAUUUGUCCUGCCUUGUUGUUGAGUUAUUAUGAUUUGCCCCCUGCAAUUAAACGCUGCUUCUCAUUUUGUGCUGUUUUUCCAAAAGACUCGGUUAUUAAAAUAGAUGAGUUGAUCAGGUUGUGGAUGGCACAGAACUAUCUCAACUCUGAUGCGAGUAAAGAGAUGGAGAUGGUUGGUAGAGAGUACUUCGAAUAUUUAGCUGCUCGGUCUUUCUUCCAAGAUUUUGAAAAAGAUGGUGAUGAUGAUAUAAUAAGAUGUAAGAUGCAUGACAUUGUGCAUGAUUUUGCUCAAUUUUUGACUAAGAAUGAAUGCUUUAUUAUGAACGUUGAAAAUGCAGAAGAAGGGAGAACAAAGACAUCCUUCCAAAAAAUUCGUCAUGCCACCUUAAUUGGCCAGCAGAGGUACCCGAAUUUUGUCUCCACUUAUAAAAUGAAGAAUCUACACACCCUCUUGCUUAAGUUUACAUUCAGUUCAACCAGUGAUGAAGCCCUGCCUAAUUUAUUCCAGCAUUUGACAUGCCUCAGGGCAUUGAAUUUGGCGCGGAAUCCUUUGAUUAUGGAACUUCCAAAGGCAGUAGGGAAAUUGAUACAUUUAAAAUACCUUAGUCUAUCAGAUUGUCAUAAGUUGAGAGAAUUACCUGAAACAAUUUGUGAUUUAUAUAAUUUACAAACCUUAAAUAUUAGUCGGUGUUUUUCUCUUGUGGAACUACCACAAGCAAUGGGUAAACUUAUUAAUUUGAGGCAUCUGCAAAAUUGUGGUGCUCUUGAUCUAAAGGGCUUGCCAAAAGGAAUUGCAAGAUUAAACUCUCUUCAGACAUUGGAGGAAUUUGUUGUAAGCAGUGAUGGUGAUGCUGAAUGCAAAAUAGGAGAUUUGAGAAACUUGAACAACCUUAGGGGGGAACUUGAAAUAAGAGGGUUACGGAAAGUGGAAGAUGCACGGGAGGUACAAAAAGCAGAAUUGAAGAAUAAGAUACACAUUCAUCAUUUGACAUUGGUAUUUGAUCUAAAGGACGGGACCAAGGGUGUGGCUGAAGCUCUACAUCCCCAUCCAAACUUGAAAUCUCUAUGCAUAUGGGGUUAUGGUGAUAUAGAAUGGCAUGAUUGGAUGAUGAGGUCAUCAUUAACUCAACUGAAAAAUCUUGAACUCUCACACUGCAGUGGUUGUCGGUGUCUGCCUCCGUUGGGGGAACUUCCUGUCCUAGAGAAGCUGAAAAUAAAGGAUAUGGAAAGUGUGAAACACAUUGGUGGCGAGUUUUUGGGAUCAUCAUCAACAAUUGCAUUCCCAAAUCUAAAGAAACUCACUUUUCACAACAUGAAAGAGUGGGAAAAGUGGGAAAUAAAAGAAGAAGAAGAAGAGAGGUCAAUAAUGCCAUGUCUUAGUUACUUGGAAAUCCAGAAAUGCCCAAAGCUGGAGGGACUACCCGACCAUGUCCUCCACUGGACACCGUUGCAGGAAUUUCAUCACAAAUUCUGAUAUUCUACAAUAACGCUACCAACAGGAUAUUGGAGAGGAUGGACAAAAAGUAUCUCAUAUCCCAAAAGUCAUAUAUGGAGGGGAGUGAAGAUCGAUCAUCACACUUCACUCUUGCUGCUCACGUUACAGUUUGGUCAUGCUUGGAUUUAUGGUCAUGGGAAGCAAAUUUUCUAGAACCGCAGCAAGUCUACCAUCUCCACUGGAUUUUCUGCUCAAUAAAUGUAAAAUGGUGAUGCAUGGAUGUAUAAUAAGACUAUUUUUGACAAUUGAUGGUAAUAAAUACUUUAUGUAAUCUUCUAUGGUUGUCUAGAAAUUUGAAGUUUUUCCCUUUA